Molecule: messenger RNA, 917 nt
Organism: Paramormyrops kingsleyae
Lineage: Eukaryota; Metazoa; Chordata; Actinopteri; Osteoglossiformes; Mormyridae
Gene: sigmar1
Product: sigma non-opioid intracellular receptor 1
Cellular component (GO): endoplasmic reticulum
Source: RefSeq, a predicted model, not a curated record
GCCCUCUGGUCUCAUGGGCUGGUCUGCUGAGACUCAAUGAAGUGGGUGGAUGUGGUUGGGUGUCUUGUUGGGGGGUUUUGCGUUGUAUUAUUUCGAUUUACAUUGAGUUGUUUAUAAGUCAUAACUAUAUGUAAUCGGUGGCCAAAUAUGUGUUUUAUCACAAAUUUUUUAAAACUCGCAUUGACACUCGGAGUCUUGGUGCUGGUCGUCCAGUACUUGCGGUACUGGAUGGAAAGUAAACAGUACGUGUUUAACAAGGAAGAUGUCGCUAAACUGGCCAAACAGUACGCAGGCCAGGACCCAGAUCAGGCAUUCUCCAAAGUGGUGGUGGAGCUGCGCAGGAAGUACCCGGGACACAUCCUGCCUGAUGAGGACCUGCAGUGGGUGUUUGUGAAUGCGGGUGGGUGGAUGGGUUCCAUGUGUCUCCUCCACGCCUCGCUGACGGAGUACGUCCUGCUCUUUGGGACCGCAGUAGACACAAGCGGACACUCGGGUCGCUAUUGGGCAGAAAUAUCAGACACGGUCAUCUCUGGGACAUUUCGGCAGUGGAAAGAAGGCACCACAAAGAGUGAAAUGUACUAUCCUGGUGACACGAUCCUACAUGCAGCAGGAGAUGCCACGUCUGUGCAGUGGAGCGCAGGAACCUGGAUGGUGGAGUACGGUAGAGGCUUUAUCCCCUCCACCAUGGGCUUUGCCCUUGCAGAUACCGUCUUCAGUACACAGGACUUUCUCACCUUCUUCUACACGGUUCGUGUCUAUGUGAAGGCAUUGCUCCUGGAGGCCAACACAUUCCUGACCGAAUCUGGGGUGUUUUGAGACCUCCUUCUCAACCUCGUCUUCACAUAGCAAGUCCAGCAUUCAUCCAUGGUUUGAAACAUGUAUGAUUGACUGAAAUACAAUAAAGGAUUUAGUUUUCA